Messenger RNA from Pipistrellus nathusii (Nathusius's pipistrelle), 909 nucleotides. Lineage: Eukaryota; Metazoa; Chordata; Mammalia; Chiroptera; Vespertilionidae. The record is from the annotation of a GenBank genome assembly.
AUGGCGGCGGCGUGCGCACCCCCGGCCAGGCCCAGCCUCACGUCCAUCUCGUCGGGGGAGCUGCGCAGCCUGUGGACGUGCGACUGCGAGCUGGCGCUGCUACCCGUGGCCCAGCUGCUGCGCCUGCUGCCCGGCGCCCUCCCGCUGCGCGGGGACCAGCCCGCAGCGCCCUGGGCUGGGGAGACGGCCGCCGCCAGCGGGGGCUUCAACGUCUUCGCCGACGGCCUGGUGCGCGUGGACGGGCAGCUCUGCCGCCUCGGCCGCUACAUCAAGAGGUAUGUGGAACUGACCAACUACUGCGAUUAUAAGGACUACAGGGAGACUAUACUGAGCAAACCGAUGCUGUUCUUUAUCAAUGUACAGACCAGAAAAGACACCUCCAAAGAAAGAACAUAUGCCUUCCUUGUUAACACAAGGCACCCUAAGAUAAGAAGACAGAUAGAGCAAGGGAUGGACAUGGUCAUUUCCUCAGUGAUUGGAGAAAGCUACCGGCUCCAGUUUGAUUUUCAAGAAGCAGUAAAGAAUUAUUUCCCUCCAGGAAAUGAGGUGGUUAAUGGAGAAAAUUUGAGCUUUGCCUAUGAGUUCAAAGCUGAUGCAUUAUUUGAUUUCUUCUAUUGGUUUGGGCUCAGCAAUUCCACUGUAAAGGUGAAUGGAAAAGUUCUGAAUUUGUCAAGUACAAGACCAGAAAAGAAGGAGACAAUUAAAUUAUUUCUGGAAAAAAUGAGUGAACCAUUAAUUCGAAGGAGCAGUUUCUCUGACCGAAAAUUCAGUGUAACUUCUAGAGGUUCAAUAGAUGACGUUUUUAACUGCAGUCUGUCACCCAGAUCAUCUUUGACGGAGCCUCUUUUGGCAGAAUUACCAUUUCCAAGUGUUCUGGAAUCUGAAGAGACACCUAACCAAUUUAUCUGA